Messenger RNA from Nicotiana attenuata, 876 nucleotides. RefSeq lists its product as uncharacterized. Bases 1 to 876 code for a protein of 291 amino acids. NCBI's taxonomy places the organism in Eukaryota, Viridiplantae, Streptophyta, Magnoliopsida, Solanales, Solanaceae. The record is from RefSeq and is a predicted model, not a curated record. The transcript is spliced from 4 exons.
AUGAACCGGCCACAGAAAGACCGGCUGAAGCUGAACCCGGGGCCAAUCGCAGAUAAUAAAGAUGCAGAACUAACAAAACGGGUGGAAUCGGGAGAAAAGAAAAUCGAAGCAAUUGACAAAAAAGUGGAGACCUAUAACUCCAGGGUUGAUCAAAUCCCAAGAGCACCCCCGAUAUUGAAAGGCCUGGAUUCCAAGAAGUUAGUCCAAAAGCCUUUCCCUCCGUGCGCAGCUCCAAAACCGAUCCCGAAGAAGUUUCGUAUGCCCGAAAUUCCAAAGUAUAACGGGACCACGGAUCCGAAUGAACACGGCCUCCUACACUAUGAUCUUGCCCAAAGGGACCCCAACCUAAUGUGUAAGUAUCAUGGCACUCACGGCCACAGAACCGUAGACUGCCGACAACUGAGAGAAGAAGUAGCCCGAUUGUUCAAUAACGGACACCUCCGAGGAUUUCUGAGUGAUCGAGCCAAAAAUCACUUCAGGAAUAGGGACUCCAACAAGCAGACCGAGCAAGAGGAACCUCAGCGCGUCAUUAACAUGAUCAUUGGUGGAUUUGACAUCCCUCAAGGACCGAUGCUAAAGCGCACUAAGGUUUCCAUUACAAAGGAAAAAUGGACUCGAGAUUAUAUACCAGAGGGAACCGUAUCUUUCAACGACGAGGAUGCUGAAGGCAUCGUACAACCACAUAACAAUGCACUGAUAGGUUUACAAGACCAAAUAGUGCAUGCAGUCCGAGGUUUAAACGGAUUCAACAUGGUGUGUGAAACUACUAAAGGAGAGAUAACCCUGCCAGUGAACACCGCCGGAACCAUUCAGGAAACGAAGUUCUACGUCAUCAAGGGAGAUAUGAGGUAUCCCGCCAGAAAUAACUACCCAUAA